AUGGCAUUCGUGCAACUGUGGGGUCAGCAAAGAACUUCGAGGAGUUGUUUGAACGACGAAGACGACUUUGGUGUUGGUGUUGAGCAACUAUGUAAUCUCCUGUUGGGUCGUAGAUCGGACUGGGGACGGUUUGUGGUUAUGUGGAAGUGGUGGCCAUUGGAUAGAGCGGGGCCUUUAGAGAGAAACCAUGAGGCUCGAGCUAUGACACCGGAUCAAAAGAAAGAAGAGCAGAUAGGAAGCGAUAAGUUGAUAGCCAAUAAAGGAUCCGCGGCCGCACAAUUCGAUCUCCUGAUAUCGCAACUCAUCUGCUCCCCGAUCUUUGCCAUUCUCGACUCCAAACAAACAGAAUACACAGAAGAGAAUUCGAGAUACUCCCCAGCAGAUCGGAAGAUCUGA
Molecule: messenger RNA, 396 nt
Organism: Mollisia scopiformis
Lineage: Eukaryota; Fungi; Ascomycota; Leotiomycetes; Helotiales; Mollisiaceae
Exons: 2
Coding region: 1-396 (131 amino acids)
Source: RefSeq, a predicted model, not a curated record